AUGUCUAGUCCCAAGAUCGUCAACGGUCCUGGUGGUUAUAUACUUCAGGACGUUCCUCAUCUCAUCGAUUAUCUUCCCGAUCUUCCUACUUAUCCAAAUCCAUUAAAAGACAAUCCAGCUUACUCAGUGGUUAAGCAAUACUUUGUUGAUACUGAAGAUACUGUACCUGAGAAGAUUAUAGUCCACAAGGAUGGUCCAAGAGGAAUCCAUUUCAGACGCGCUGGUCCACGCCAAAAGGUUUACUUUGAGUCUGAUGAAGUCCAUGCUUGCAUUGUUACAUGUGGUGGUCUCUGUCCCGGUCUCAAUACCGUUAUUAGAGAACUCGUGAGCAGUUUAUCAUACAUGUAUGGAGUCAAGAGAAUCCUUGGAAUCGAUGGUGGAUACAAGGGGUUCUAUGCCAAGAAUACUAUCCCUUUAAACUCCAAAAUCGUGAACGAUAUUCAUAAACGCGGAGGAACAAUCCUGGGGACUUCAAGAGGUGGACAUGAUACCACUAAGAUUGUUGAUAGUAUCCAAGAUCGAGGUAUCAACCAGGUUUACAUUAUUGGUGGAGACGGAACACAGAGAGGGGCAUCAAAAAUAUAUGAGGAGAUUAGAAGGCGAGGACUUAAAGUUGCUGUGGUUGGAAUACCGAAGACGAUUGAUAACGAUAUACCAGUAAUAGAUAGAUCUUUUGGGUUUGACACUGCUGUGGAGGAAGCUCAACGAGCUAUCAACGCAGCACAUGUUGAAGCUGAGAGUAAUGAGAAUGGUAUCGGUUUUGUUAAGCUUAUGGGUCGUCACAGUGGUUUUAUAGCGAUGUAUGCUACAUUAGCAAGCAGAGAUGUUGAUUGCUGCUUGAUUCCAGAGUCACCAUUUUACCUUGAAGGAGAAGGUGGACUCUUUGAGUACAUAGAGAAACGGCUCAAGGAGAAUGGUCACAUGGUGAUUGUUCUUGCUGAAGGAGCAGGACAAGAAAUGAUGUCCAAAAGCAUGGAAUCUAACACUCUUGCAGACGCGUCUGGUAACAAGGUUCUUAAAGAUGUUGGCUUGUGGUUAUCACAAUGCAUCAAGGAUCAUUUCAAGAAGAUCAAGAUGGUGAUGAAUCUCAAAUAUAUUGAUCCUACAUACAUGAUUAGGGCGAUUCCAAGCAAUGCGGCAGACAAUGUAUACUGUACACUUCUUGCUCAGAGCGCGGUUCAUGGUGCAAUGGCUGGUUACACUGGCUACACCAGUGGUCUUGUCCAUGGAAGACAAACAUACAUCCCUUUCUACAGGAUAACAGAGAAACAGAACAAUGUGGUGAUUACGGACAGAAUGUGGGCAAGGCUAUUAUCUUCUACGAAUCAGCCAAGUUUCUUGGGGCCUAAGGAUACUUCUGAAGAGGAAAAAGAGACGCCAGAGGGUGAAAUCUGUAACGGUGUUGUUGAUAUACCUCCGGUGACUAAAGAGAUCACUAAGUGAAAAGUAAACAAAAAAAGCUUUUGGUUUAGAAAACUUUCAGGCAUCAUAUAUACAUACAUUCAGGGGUUUCUGAAAAUAAUGCCGGAAGUGAAAUAAAUAAUUGUAAGAGUUGUGAAACACAUCUUAGUUUCUUGUAGAUGUGUUUUUUUCUAACUUUUUUUGCACACUCAACAUAUCAUAUGAUUAUGAUUUUAUGAAUAAAUGUGAACAAUCUUUUUUGUUUUGUUCUGUAUUGUAUACAUGCUAAG
This is a messenger RNA of Eruca vesicaria subsp. sativa (arugula), 1691 nucleotides long. NCBI's taxonomy places the organism in Eukaryota, Viridiplantae, Streptophyta, Magnoliopsida, Brassicales, Brassicaceae. The record is from the annotation of a GenBank genome assembly.